This is a messenger RNA of Paramuricea clavata, 2591 nucleotides long. NCBI's taxonomy places the organism in Eukaryota, Metazoa, Cnidaria, Anthozoa, Malacalcyonacea, Plexauridae. The record is from the annotation of a GenBank genome assembly.
AUGAUGGUAGCUGUCGAUUUAAGGCCGUACUCCAUCGUAGAGAACGAGGGCUUUAGAGAGCUUUUGAAAAUUCUGGAGCCUCGAUACUCUAUAAUAUCGAGAAAGGAACUGACGAAUAAUGUUAUUCCUGAACUUUUUUCUGAUUUAAAAGAAAAAAUUAAAAAAUCGUUGGAGUCGUCGGAAAGUCGGGUGAACUUUACAACGGACAUGUGGAAGUGCGAAGGCCAGAAUCGAGAAUACAUGACGGUUACCGCUCACUGGGCUGUUGAAAAUGGCGAGCAAAAGCGCUUCGAGAUGAAGAAUGCUCUUUUAGAGGUAGAGGAGUUUACGGACAGCGCGCACGCAUACAACAUCAGAAAAUCGGUAAGUAUCUUAAGUCGCUUAAAAUUUAUAUAUAAUAAUUUGAAGUAGGCCUACCAUAUGUUUUAAUUAUCUUUCGAAUUCUAAAUUUAGUUGCGAUUGGUGUGUGAGAAGUGGAUAAGUGGGGAGGUACCUAAAUUUCAUGUUGGUGUGUCUGACAACGCUUCCAAUGUGACACUUGCCCUUAAAAGUGAGACGGUCCUCGAGGCGCCAGAAGAGCUUCGUGCCCGGGCAAUGGUUGAGCUCGAGCCCGAAGAGUCGGAUGAUGAUGAAGAAGAUCUCUUCCCACCACUAGCAGCCAUGCAUGAAAGAUCGGCGGGAUGUUUCGCACACUUGCUUAACCUUAUAGUCGAAGUAAAUACUAAAUAAAUUUCCUUCUGUACUGCACUUGCACAAGUUAUCAUUGUUAAACGAAUUGUUAAACAAUGCUUUGUCCGCCGUAUGGUCCGUAUUAUGUUUUGCCUUACGAGGUUUACCUUUCAUAUAAGCAAUAAGCCAACAUAGUUUAUGAUAUUGUUAUUAUUGUAUAGGAUGCACUUAAACCAGAUGUUCAGCGUGCUGUUACCGAUGCAAAAACUCACUGCGAACAAAUUGUUACAAAAACAAAGUAAGUAUGAAUUAUGAAAACAAAAUCAUGUUUCUCAUUGACAUUGUUCCAACGGUUGUUACUGACGGUUCACAUUUCCGUGUGGCAUCGUCAAUUCUGACAUUUUAUUUCUUCAACAUAUAGACAAUCGAUGCCAGUUGCUCGAGCGUUCAGGGAGGCUCAAGAUGCAAUGCCUUGUGAAAAGGGUAAGACGCCCGGUGCCCUUGUUAAAAAUGUAUCAACCCGCUGGAACUCAUCACUGGCCAUGUUCAGGUAAAUCGUAACUGAUUUCCAGCAUUCGUGGAUUUGACCAACUUAUUUAUUAGCAUCCGAAUAGCUGUGACCUAAUUGAGCUUAUUAUAGCUUUGUAACGUAACAAUGUACCUUUUGUUGUUGCAGAUCUUUUGUAAAAAACAAAGCAGCUCUUGUGAUAUUUCUGCGCCGAUUUUGUGAGUUGAGUCUUCCUCUGUUACCAGCGUCUUUGGGAACUCGAAGCAACUUCUGGAACAUUUUGGAAGGACUUGUCAAAGUUCUCACCCCCUUUGAAGAUGCAACCCUUCAAGUUAGUAAGGAUGAGGCAACAUUGUGAGAGUGUAUCCCUUAUGCUCACACAUUGGUAAGUAAUAUAAUUAAAACAAACACUGACUGGCACUAGCACAUUCGGGGCUUCUGGUUGACUGGUUGUUCAGUUUGGUCGUUAUAUUGCUUCUUUCUUCAAUUUUUAUUUUCCCAUACUUUCUAGCUUAGAUCCCUCGAAAAUCUUCAUCACCCGACUGACGAUGAACCACCUGUUACUGGACUGGACUCGUUUAUAACUGUUCUGAAAGAGGGGAUUAACAACCACCUGAUAAACAAUCAAACCCUGACCUUACAAAUUUCUACCUUCCUAAAUCCAAGGUAUACACAUAAGUCGUAUAAUAUGAUACUCGUAUUUUCGUUUUAGACAUUUUUAAACGAAUGUGCCCAAUAUCUAAUCAUUAAAAAUAGGAUCUAGUUGUUAUUCCCCAUCAUGGCAAUAAUGACAAUAUGAUAUUACUUAUUCUCAGCAAAUAAACUUGCUGAACGUGCCGUUAGCCCGUUACCUAAAAACAUGAUGAGUGACUUGAGUUUGUUUUAUACAUUUUUCUGUUACAGAUUCAAACUACUUCUUAUUGAUGAGGUUGAUCGAGAUGCCGUCCGUGAGGCUGUGUUUAGGAGUUUGUUCAAUAGCAACGCGAGAGCGUCAGGUGUUGGAGGUGCCGCGACUGAAGGUGAACCUCCAGAGGUUCAUACGUCACACAAAGGGUCACUGCUGACAACACUGACGAAUAUUGUGAGUGAACGCAUGACCAUGGGGAGUGGAGGUGUAGCUACUGAACGGCAACCGUUCCUGAGUGCAGAGCAAGAACUUACUGCCUACCUGUCGGAGCCAGUUAUACCAGUCAGAUCCCCAGACGGCAAAAUCAAUUCUCAGGAUUUACUGGAUUAUUGGUAUCGCCACAAAAACGAAUGGCCUGCUUUGACACACUUGGCUCUAUCGUAUCUCUCAUGUCCACUGUCCUCUGUAACUUCUGAGCGUGUCUUUUCGUUGACCGGGAACAUUGUGACAAAGAAACGUUGCGCGCUUCUUCCAGGCAACAUUGGUCGCUUAGCUAACAUUUAUUAA